AGGUCACGUGAUGUUUACUUUCAAGAUGGCGAAUUUAUCUAUUAUGUUAGAUUAACUUUUAAGAUUUUGUGCUCAAAGAAGGGUUGUGUGCAAAAUUAAGAUGUUCAAUACAGAUAGAUUAUGAAAUUUGUUAUUUUUCAUCAAAUGAUUCUCCUAGAUGGAGGGUAUUGGUUCAACAGCUGUUUAGUUCAAUUCGAUACCAUUACGAAGUCCUGUUAGGUGUACAGUACAGCACUGUUCGGUUUAUUAUUGUAGUCAAGUAUUGUGUGCAUCUCGACAUAAAAUGAGUGCUCAUUAUGUUGUAUCUUAAUAUAUUUUCGUGACUGGAAGUAACAAUACUUUAUCAAUCCGCAUCAAGCAGGUUUAUUAGGACGAUUAACAAUAUGAUUCGUUUGAUAUAACAGUUACAUUAUAUUGUAGGGCGAUUUUGUUAUCGCUCAAUCACUGGGGUCAUUAGCGAUAGCUCCAUUACAAAAGGUGUUCGUAUGUUUCCAGUGCUAACUUAUGUACUCCGAUCUUUUAAAUUUGCAGUAUUAAACAAAUCUUCGUCAACAAGCUGUAAGAUAUUUGCUAGUCGGACAUGUAACUUAGUGUUUUAGGUUACCAUUAAUAAUUAACCUAUUUAAAAAUGUAUGAUGUGAAGUCUUUCAUAUGAAAUCUAUGGUUUGUCAAGGAGUUGAUACAAUCCACGAAAAUGGCUACACAAGUCGAUUAUCAGUGGGCUUAUUCCAUUAUGGAUUCCUCAAGAGUAUCAACAUUUCUGAUAUCAAUACUUCUGAUUGUGUAUGGGAGCUUCAGAUCACUCAAUAUGGAACAAGAAGCAAGAGAAAGAGAAAAAGAAAGAGAAAAGGAGAGGGCCAAAGGACUUUUGGGUGAUGUUCAAACACUGGAUACUAUGCAAGCUCUUUGUCUACCAUUGGGGGCGUCGAUCUCGUUGCUCGUCAUGUUUUUCUUCUUUGACUCAAUGCAAAUGCUGUUCGCAAUCUGCACUGCCAUUAUUGCAACUGUAGCAUUGGCAUUUUUACUACUUCCAAUGUGCCAGUACGUUAUCAGGCCGUGCUCAGAUGGUACAAAAAUAUCAUUUGGAAUGUGUGGACGUUUCACUGGAGCUGAGCUGUUCUCGUUUUCUCUCGCUCUCUUCAUAGUCUGCAUUUGGGUAUUGACUGGACAUUGGCUGUUGAUGGAUGCAAUGGGAAUGGGUCUAUGUGUGGCCUUUAUUGCUUUUGUUCGUUUGCCAAGUUUGAAAGUUUCAACGCUACUUUUAACAGGUCUGCUGGUAUAUGAUGUGUUUUGGGUAUUUUUCUCAUCAUACAUAUUCAACACGAAUGUCAUGGUGAAGGUUGCAACAAGACCAGCUGAAAAUCCGGUCGGACUAGUGGCUCGUAAAUUGCAUAUUGGAGGUGUGGUCAAAGAGGCACCGAAACUUUCUCUCCCUGGAAAACUAGUAUUUCCUAGUUUACAUAAUGCUGGCCACUUUUCCAUGCUUGGUUUGGGAGACAUCGUUAUGCCUGGAUUACUUCUGUGUUUUGUAUUGCGCUACGAUGCAUACAAGAAGUCUCAAUUACUGCACCUCGCCGAGACUGGCGUUCCUCCUCCUAAACAAUUCAACAGACUUAGUUACUUCCACUGUUCGCUGAUUGGCUAUUUCCUGGGCCUGUUGACGGCAACAGUUUCAUCAGAAGUGUUCAAAGCUGCUCAACCAGCGCUACUUUACCUUGUUCCGUUCACUCUUCUGCCGCUUCUCACAAUGGCUUAUCUCAAGGGUGACCUGCGUCGAAUGUGGAGUGAGCCAUUCAUCAUACAUCCUCCAUCAAAACACAUGGAAGUCUGACGAAUCUUAUUCUGUCACUAAAACCUUUCUGAAUCGAUGCAGCUGUUGAUUGUCCAAAUCACAUUUAUUCAUUACAAUGAGAAACUAGAGUUUUGGCUGUUAUCAAUAGCCUUAGAUACCAAUAUUGUAUUUGAAACGUCGGCGUCUUGACACCUUCCAAUCCUAUCAUCAUUCACAAUACAUACAUGUGAGUAUGAUGAAGAAGCAUAGUUGAAGCUACCUUCUUACUCUGUAAGUUUUACAAUAUUAGAGUUGACUCUUCCUUAUUCAGACUGGAUAGUAGCGGAUUACUAGUGGAACUUGAUAACUAGAAUAAUCUACUAGAUGAAACUCAAAAAUCGUUUCCAUUAUUACUGAACUGCAAUGUUGUUUAUUGAUCUAUAAAUUACACGUUCGCUAAUCAUCAAGGGUUUUCUGUACCUGUGAUGAUAUCCAUAGUAAUUCAUCCUUUUCCGUUGCUGAACUGACGCGUCACGAUAUAGGUUGAUUAAUAUGAUGAACCGUGCUAUGAAAGAAGUUCUAAGAAAAUUUAGAAGAACUGUUAGAACUAAUUAAAAAACUGUUGAUGUCCAUAAGUUAUCAUGAAAUAUUAAUUCGUUUCUCAACUUGCAAAAAUUGGAUAAUUUAUACUGAUAGCAAACAUUGGUCAAUAACAUUGAACUAUUAUGCAUGUGCGUCAUCGAAAGUUGAUUUCAAUGGUGCAUGCAUAAAAAGAUCUUUGACUUUGAAUAUUUAUAUAGUUCCCUCUACCCAUCGUUUUUGAAGAUUGAAUAAUUUGAGAAGAAGAAAAAGAAAACUCUUGUUUAGAGUUCAUAAAAUUCAUUUUAGCUAAAUUUCAUCAAUUUUGAAAAACUGGAUUUAAAAGCAUCCAUUGAAUGGAUUUAUUUAUUCAGUGGCGUGAAACAACUGAGCCAAGUUUUGGAUACGUUUCGUAUGAAUGUACGGGUAAAUUUUUUUUCAACCUCCGAUCAUAUAUCAUGAGACACAGAGAAGCGGUAGGGAACCGAUUUUCACAGAGCUGAAAAUAUCGCUACAAACUUGACAUGGUCACUAGUAACUUAUACCUUCUCCUCAAACUCAUGACAUGACAUUGAGGGCAAAGCUUCCAAACUAACAAUGAUUCGAUCAUAUAUGCCAUAAAUUAAUCAAUUGUAUUCCGGCGAAUUCCCUCAUAAACAGGAUCUCAAAGUCAACUUUGCUAGUAAUAGAGGAUUGCAUAAAAUUACAGGAUGAAUUCAAUGAUAUCUCGUAGUAGGUAAAUUAAAACUACUGUAUAGGUUACAUACCUUUUGAAAAUUGUUGUUUAUUUCUCUUUCUCCUUCCAUCCUUAUUUUUAUCUUUCUAUCUUCUUCUCUCGCACACGAACAUUUUUCCUUUUGUGAUCAUAAAAGUGUUUUUCCCUUUCCCUUAUAAACUCUAUCAGUGUGGUUCUAUGUAUGCCAGCGCACAAAACUAGAUUUUACUGGCAUUGUCAGAUUGAAAACUUGUUAUUUUUAGUUCAAGAAUCAUAAGGAUUAGAACAGAACAGAGUGUAAGAGCAUUUUAUAGAGAACAUUCUGGCUACAAUCAGCUUCGAAAAAUCAAUGUUAUUGGGGAUAAAAACACAAGAUAAGAGUAUAAAUCAGAAUUUGAUGAGAAACUAUGCAAAAAUAAUUUUUUGUUGCAUUUUAUUUUUUGUUACCGCUCAAAAUGGAAUUAUUGAAUAGCUAAUAUUAAUAUUUCAUUGACGUUCUAUAACCCAACUAUUGACUACGCGCAUCGGUAAGCUUUGACCACCUUAGCGCGUGGCGUGCUCUCAUUUGAACACUCGAGUGAAUGUAUGAGGGUUGAAAUUCCAGAUAGCAUUGUUUCCGUGUCUACGUCAUAUUUUGAAAGUUUCAUGAGAAUUGGAAAGAAAAAUAAACUUCGGCGCUAAAGAGUUCAAUGACUAACUUAGGCCCUUUGUAAUUUGCCGUAUCAUAUACUACAAUAAUUUCUGUUAUUCAACACUUUGGUUUCAAGUUUAUUAAUUAAUGAUACUGUAGGAUCCAAGACUAUAGCCUCUCUUUGUAAUGAAUAUAUGUUUUGUGACAUUGUCCAGUCACUGGACAACUGGACAUCAGAAACAUCAUUAAUGCAGAAAACAUGUUCUAGGUAAUUAGUUGGAUGUUCACAUAUUGUAUUACAAUAAGAGUCUUCAUUAUUGUGAGUCUAACUGUAUCUAGUUUUAUAUUUUCAUUUUAUAUAUAUAUAUAAAUUUGCACAUUUUAAAAAUUUAUCAAAUAAGGUAACUCGUUAUCUGAUGUUAUUUGAUGUAGGUAGUGACUAAGCUUAUCUCUUCUAUGACACAACAUUAAGUUGCCUGGCCUUUAGUUUUUGAUAAAUUUCAUUCUCAAAGUAUUAUUUACUGGAAAGAGAUCUGAUUUUUUGUUCAAUAAAAUAGUGUUUUCUGAUCAAAUCUGAAAGGUUCAAUCAUUGACUGAGCAAGGUUGAAAUUGUCUAGCUGGCACUAGAGCACUGGUGACUGACUUUGGAGUCAAGUGGGUCAGUAAUCCUACUGAAAAACAAUGUUAAGAAAUUUAAGAUUCCGUUUGAAACGUAUGAGGAAUCCAAUCGUAUUUCACCUCACUAUACAAACCCUUAAUAAUUUACAAAAUUACCUCUAUGAGAAUCAUUAAUUAGAUAGAAAUACAGACUGAUUUAUGAACGAAAGUGAAGAUGAACAAAAAAUAAGUUGAUAUGUUAUAUAAUUAUCAUGUAGCCUAUAUGUCUACAUAAAUUAUUUUUAUUUAGUAAAUUCAGUUUUACCUGUAUGUAUAGCAGUUUAUAUUUUCUUUUUAAGAAUUUUGAUGAAAUUUAACAACUUUUAUAUUCUCACAAUUAAAUAGAUAAUUUCUAUGGUAUCGUGUUCAAUCUUAAAGUAUUAAUGAAUAUUAUUAAUAUUUUUAUAUCGGAAUAAAAUUAGUUGACUACAUUGUUAUUGAAAUUACUCAUUUAAUUUCAAUAUGUACAGAACUAUUUAUGCAAAUAUUCGAUCAAAUAUAAAUUUGGUAACCAGUUUGCAAGUUUAGGUUUAAAAAUAUACGUUGUAAAAAUAUACCAUUGCCGUCAAGUUGUCCCCCCGACUAUUGACACCUACUGGACCAAAGGUGCCAACUAGUCAUGACCGUAAACGACAACUUGACACCUCGCACCCUCGCGUCAGGGUGUCCCCCCGACUAGUUGGCACAACUUACACCUCCGCGGCGUAGGGAGGAGGGAUCAAGCAAUUUUUAUUACUGUUUAUGAUGUAGAAUUGAAUUCUAAGCACUUUUGGUUCAGUAACAUUUUCCCGUAAACGCACGGUUCGGGAGAUAUUCACCGUCUUUGCUAUUUUUAGGACAAAUUUUUUGGGGUUGGUUGAAAACAGAAAAAAUGAGUAAUAAGCCCUUUUGAUGACUGAACCAGAUGUAGAACACAAUUCUAAACACAUUUUUUUCAGUUAUAUUUUCCCGUCAGACGCACCGUUUACGAGUAAAUUGAGCCUAAUGCUAAGAUAGUUCAGAUAGUUUGGCUUCAUUUUCCAAAUUUCAAAUGUAGCCAGCCGGAAUGGUGAUUUCUUGUGGAGUGGAAUCGAGGUGAUAGGCUGUCGUGACCGUAGACGACUACCUGUACCCUCGUAAAAAUAUACUAUUGCCGUCAAGUUGUCACCCCGACUACUUGCCACCUAUUGGACCGGAGGUGCCAACUAGUCAUGACCGUAAAUGACAACUUGACACAUCACACCCUCGCGUCAGGGUGUACCCCCGACUAGUUGUCACCUACUUAAAAAGGAGACAAGUAGCCGGGGAUGGCUCACGUCAACUUGUCCCCUAAAAACCGGCUUUAAAAGGGGACAAGUAGUCGGGGUGGAACCUAGUCGCGUUCCCUUUGAAGGGUUUUGAAAAUCCAUUGCGAAAAUGGUCCUAUUUUAAUUAAUAGGAUCCCAAAUUAAACCUACUGUCAAAUUAUCCUUGUAAAAGAAGUAUUAAGCUGUUUCCAUAAUUUUCACCGACCCUGCAUUUCAAUACUACAACAGUUGUUGAUCAUUGAAAAGAUAAACAUACUGUAUUUUAUACGACGAAUUCAUUUCUUAUUUUAAUUGUAGCUUUUUUACUUUUCUCAAAAAUAAGUGAAAUUCAAGCUAAAUCGUUCAAAAAUCUUUUGUUAUUUCUAUUUCUGUGUUUUAAGUCACAGACUUUUUAUUCAUGUGCAUUAUACAGCACAUUGUAAAAGCUUCUUCAGUAUGUAAGAAUUGAAUUAUUCGAAUGUGAAAUAAUUCCUAAGAAAUUGUUGGAGAAGUUUUCAUUCAUUUUGCAUACAACUGUACAGUAGCAAAAAGUAUGUAACGAUUUUUCAGUGCUAAAUUAGUCGUGAAAGUAAUACUAGUUAGGAAAAGACUAAUUGAAACAGAUACUCACCUACAUUAAUUGAAUUGUCAAAAACAAUGCCAACUCAUUGUUGUGUCAAUGCUUAUUAUAUUCCGUUGAGAAUGUUAUGUUUCAGUUUUUAUUCAUAGUUUUCUAUGUUUCAUCAGUGUUACUUUUGUAUAUAUAAAUUAGAAUAUUUAAGGUUUUUUUACAAGAUUUUUUCCAUCUAGAAUAGUAUAAGCUACAGUAACUGGUGUUGUAAAUAUUGAUUUUGUUAAUGAGCGAGGUAAAUCUUGUGACAUUUUUAUUGAUGUAUAUUUCUAAUGUUUUCUCAUUAUAUCUCAUUUGAUUUGCAGGUAACAAACAUUUAAUUAUUCACAGUUAGUCAUUAUCAAUGUAUUUAUUUAUGAUUGUUGAAUUGCGAUGUUUGUAAAUUGAAAUGAAUUAUACAUUUUUAAUACA
This is a messenger RNA of Nilaparvata lugens (brown planthopper), 6660 nucleotides long. RefSeq names its product signal peptide peptidase-like 3 (gene SppL). Gene Ontology annotation, cellular component: lumenal side of endoplasmic reticulum membrane; Golgi-associated vesicle membrane; cytoplasmic side of endoplasmic reticulum membrane. The record is from RefSeq and is a predicted model, not a curated record. Gene Ontology annotation, biological process: membrane protein proteolysis. Gene Ontology annotation, molecular function: aspartic endopeptidase activity, intramembrane cleaving. The coding region runs from base 695 to 1831 and encodes 378 amino acids. The transcript is spliced from 12 exons. NCBI's taxonomy places the organism in Eukaryota, Metazoa, Arthropoda, Insecta, Hemiptera, Delphacidae.